GGGGAAGGGUGGAGGCGUGCAUGGCGGUGUUGGUCGUGAAGCAGUGGUGAGGCCUGUGCGUUAAGGGCCAUGCACAGUGACACGAGCCUGCGCCCUGGAAAUCGAGGGCAGUUCGUGUGCCUCGAGAACUUACGUGUCUUGGGUGAGCUAAACAUGUGUGGUAGAUAAGGAGUUUUAAUAUUUAUUGUGAAAAAAUGGAUAGACUUGAUUUUAUGGUGUCAGAAGGCUGUCCCAUGGUGUUGUGCAAGGAAGGGAACAGCAACAGCGGCAAGCGAGUGAAUGAAUCCCAGCCGAUCAGAAUGACUAGUGUAGUUGAGCUGUGAAAAACUCCCUGUCGGAAUCACUGACGCUUAAAUGUUUAACAGCGACAGCACGAGUACUAUGUCUUGAAAAGAGAGUGGAAGAUAAAAGACAACGAAUAAACAAAGAUUAGAGACAAUUCACCGCGAGAAUCGUUUCGCAAACGUGGCGAUGAGCCAGUCUCGCCCGUCGCGCCCCACGGAUCACUGGAAGGCGUCGCUGUAGAGGCGAGUGGGUGAGCACGCGGCGGCGGCGGUAGGGUGUGGAGAGGCGUGGUGCGAGCGGGUGCUUGCGUGCAUCUCGUGUCACGAUGAUGACCCAGAAGAUGUGGAACCGCCUCCACUCUCUAUACAACAAGAUGGUGAGUGGCGUGGGCGGCAUGAGCGAUCACGCCCACGAGGCGGAGCGGGGCAGCAGGCGCUCCCUUGAGGCCACGACCGUCAGACUGAAAGGCAGAUGGUUCCACCCGAAUAUCUCGGGGCUGGAGGCCGAGGUCCUUCUGAAGGAGCGUGGGAUCGAAGGCUCCUUCCUGGCUCGGCCAUCCAAAUCCAACCCUGGCGACUUCACACUUUCAGUACGACGGAAUGGCGAAGUGACUCACAUAAAAAUCCAGAAUAUGGGUGACUUCUAUGAUCUGUAUGGAGGGGAAAAGUUUGCUACCCUCGCUGAAUUGGUCCAGUAUUAUAUGGAGAAUCAAGGCCAGCUAAGGGAAAAGAAUGGAGAGAUCAUCGAACUCAAAUAUCCACUGAACUGUGCAGAUCCAACAACUGAACGUUGGUUCCAUGGCCAUCUGUCAGGUCGUGAGGCAGAGAAACUCAUACUGGAGAAGGGUAAAAAUGGAAGCUUUCUUGUCAGGGAAUCACAGAGCAAACCAGGAGAUUAUGUUCUCUCUGUUCGCACUGAUGAUAAGGUCACUCAAGUUAUGAUCAGAUGCGUGCAGGACAACAAAUAUGAUGUUGGAGGAGGGAGGAAAUUUGACACCCUUAGUGAAUUGGUUGAACACUACCGAAGAAAUCCAAUGGUGGAACAGUCUGGUACUGUGGUUCCUCUAAAGAUGCCUUUCAAUGCCACAAGAAUCAAUGCACGUGGCAUUGACAGCAGAGUCAGAGAAUUAUCGCGUCGACGCCAAACAAGUUUUGACCCAUCAUUACAGAAGGAGCAUCAGGGACCCACUAUGGGGAAGGCUGGAUUCUGGGAGGAGUUUGAAUCUCUGCAACAACAAGAGUGUAAGCAGCUCUACUCACGCAAGGAAGGCCAGAAGCCUGAGAACCGUAACAAAAACCGCUACAAGAAUAUUUUACCUUUUGACCACACAAGGGUCAUACUGAGAGAUACAGAUCCUGGGAUUCCAGGGUCUGAUUACAUAAAUGCUAAUCUUAUCACUAGUGAAGAAGAUUUGGGCAGUGAAGCCAAAACUUACAUAGCUACACAGGGAUGCUUGCCUUCCACAUGUGCAGAUUUCUGGUGGAUGAUCUGGCAGGAAAAUACAAGAGUUAUUGUCAUGACCACAAAAGAAGUUGAAAGAGGAAAGAACAAGUGUGGACGUUACUGGCCUGAGGAAGGUGCAAGCAAGGAGUAUGGUCGUAUCACUGUCAGAAAUGUGUCGGAGAGUUCCAACAAUGACUAUAUCUUACGAGAGUUUUUGGUGUCAAAAGACAGUCAGCCUGAGAGAAAGAUUUUCCACUAUCAUUUUACAGCAUGGCCAGAUCAUGGUGUUCCGUCCGAUCCAGGAUGUGUUCUUAACUUUCUUCACGAUGUUAACAAGCGCCAGGAAGAAAUCACAUCAGCUGGGCCAAUUGUUGUCCAUUGCUCAGCAGGCAUUGGGCGUACUGGGACAUUCAUUGUUGUGGAUAUGAUCCUAGAUCAGAUCAAAAGACAAGGCCUUGACUGUGAGAUAGAUAUCCAGCGAACCAUUCAGAUGGUAAGGUCUCAACGCUCAGGAAUGGUGCAGACAGAAGCCCAAUACAAGUUCGUAUACUUGGCUGUCCAGCAUCAUAUAGAAACAGUUCAGCAACGUAUUUCAGCAGAGCAGAAGAGUUUACAGCUUGGCAGAGAGUAUACUAACAUCAAAUACAGUAGUGAGGCAGCAGGUGGCAUUGAGAUGGGAAAGUCCCUCUCUCGAUCAACUAUCUCACUACCCACCACACCAUCAACAACGCCGAGAGACCCUAAGCGACCCACAUCCACCGCAACACUGCCCAAGACACAGUCAGAGAACCACCUUCCAAGGCCUCCUGAUGAACUGCCGAAGCAGAUCUAUGAAAAUGUCCCUCCGGCUGUGAAAGAGAAGAAAACCAAAUCUGCCCUGCUGUCCCCAACCACUCCAACGUCCCCUACCUUCCCCCCCAACCCCCUGGGCUUUCCUUCACCGUCUCCAGGGGCUUCCAUCUCCUUCCCUCCUCCCCCUCCUCCCCCAGCCGCACCUCGCCCAUCUGUGCCGCCCCGUGCCACCUGACAGGAGAACUUAGAGUAGAAAAGAUGACUCCCAUUCGUGUCCGGUCAUUCAUGCGGGUCGAUUCUGUUGGUUUCUAUUUUUAGUCAUUGUCAUUAAUUUACAGACUUUUUUUUAUUUAUAUUAUCACAUUACUAUUAUUACUUAUGAUUAGAGUUAUUAUCAUUGCUAUCAUUAAUGAUAUUAUAAUUAUUUAGAUUAUUAUUAUUAUUAUUGUUAUUAUUAUUAAUAUUAUUAUCAAUAUUAUUGUUUUCAUCUCCUUUUUUAGGUCAAGAUUACAAACUAUGUGAAAACUUGGUUACAAGAAAUGGAUGUCCCACAUUUGAUUUAAUAUAUAAAAAAGCUUUCUGCUCUUGAAUUUAUCAAGUAGAAAGCUGAUAAAAUAUAUACCAUCCAUAAAUUUCAGAAAAAAAAUUGUAUACACAAGUAGGGACUGAGUGGGAUAGUGAUGACCCCUCCCCUUUCAGUCAGUAUGCAGAUUAUGUAACUAGUCAAAUGCAUUUUCUGCCAUUGCAAUAUGUAUGAUCCUGUUAAAUGUACCCCCAUCCACCCCCACCCCCCACCCACCCAAAAAAAAAAAAAAAUGGGCCCACACAUUUGAUAAUUACUGGAUUGCAACAGUUUUUUUUCCUCAUAUUCCUUCCUUCCUUUCCCCUGCUCUCAUGCUGUUAUAUAACUGUCUCAGAGUUUCAUUGGAACCCUAUUAGUCUUUACUCAUAAAAAUAUACACAAAUCUGUUAAUGAAGAGCACUGUUCUCCAAUGUGAUUUUUACAAAUCUUUUUGUAUACAUUCCAAUCCAUUGUGUUUGUCUUUUUGUUUACAUUUUUUUUUUCAACUGUACCUAGUGAAAAGUUGGGCCAGUGGUUGUGAAUCACCCCUUUAUCACCUGCAUACAUUAUUCCAAAAUGUAUUAAGUCAGUAGAAUUACCACUUAUUAAAAAAAAAGAUCUAGCAGACUGGUCCUCACUAAGCAUAGUUGGAAUAUGCAAUCAGAUGAAGUGGAUCUCUUAUGAUUUUCCUUUCAAGCACUGUCCAUUGAGUUAGUGGCUCUGAGAUCUCUCUCCUUUGCAGGCCUGUGCACACUUCAUGAUAUGCUCCAAAAACGCCAAGGGAGCAAUUACACUGUCAUGCACUUUUCCCACCCUUCCUCAUCACUAGCAGAGUGUUAUAUAAAUGAUGAUUGCAUUAACAUCUUUUAAGAAAAUUCAGGUCAACUGGACAGUGAUGUUCUUGUGUUUCUGCACAUUUUGAGUGUGCUCAAAAGUUGAAUUUUUAGAUUUGUCAGUUUUAUAUGCAGGUUAUUGCAUUUAUUAAAAAUAUAUUGGAGAUGAUAACAAGCAAGUUCUGGUCAUAUUUGAAGUGCACAAGGUGAGGACUCUCCUUUUCAUGAUAACCUUGAUCUCAGUAUGACUAGCAGUAGCAUAUCAAGCUAUAUAAUUUUGUUCAUCAAAGUUUCAUUUGCUAUUGUAUCUUUAAAUGAAAAAGAAAGUAGCUAGAGUGAAGAGUACAUUUUUACUCCUCUAGGUGAGGUCAAAACAUUUAGUGUAAUUCUGAAAACUUGACUUUCCCUCUGUACACAGCAGACAUUUUAAUAUGUACCUAAAUCAAAUGGAUGUCUAAAUAUAGUGAUGUAUGAAUACACAGUAUUCAUUUUGAUGGAGAAGUAGCUGUGAUACCUGAUUUCAAGAACUUUUUUUUUUUCUUUUUUUUUCUUUUUUCUUUUCUUUUUUUUUUUUACUUCAACCUACCCAUUAGUGUGUAUACUCACCAGCUAUCCAUCAAGUUGAAAAACAAUGCUCAAGUAACUAACUUACUUCCUGUUAGGGGGAAUGUAAGGACACUAGCUUGUAGCUGGGAAUGAUAGAACAUUUAAACUGUUUCAGACACAUGAUUAUUCUGUUGUGUAUGAAGUUCAUGCUUCAUAUAAACAAGGCAGGGUUAGAUGAAUUUUGUUGUAUUGCAAGAGAAUAAGUAUUUUCUUGUACUUUUAGAGCUUGUGGAUCAUUACAGAGUAUGUUUGAUGUAUCAUUUCUUUGUAGUGUUUUGGAUGUUGAAUGAAUAUCUGGUCAUGCUAAGUUGAAGGGUACAGAUAGAACUACUUCUGCUAUACAUAACAACAAUACACAUUAUCUCAUCUAGUCUUAAUAUUUGCAUUUAUAUUUUUAUAUCAGUCAAAAGUAGAGUUGAAUUUUUUCACAUGCAAGGGAAAGCACAAUAAAAUAAAUCUAAAAAGUAAGUUUUUAUGUAAGUUUUGAAUUACACUAACUCAAUCAACGAUUAUAACUGUAGAAGUCAAAUGUAAUUAAUGUUGAAAGGUAGGUGUAAGUUAGCUCAUUUGUAAUGAACUAAUUUCCCUCAAAUGCUGAGGUUCAUAUCAGCCAUACCUUUGAACCAUGAGGAAAGUCCCCUUUCCAAUCCAUUUCCCUCAGAAACCCAUGUAAAAGGGAGAACUUUAGAAGUGAACCAAGGGUUGAGUGAUCCAGGAAAGGAGAAUAUCCAAGGAGUCAAAGGACACUGUAGCAAAAUCAUUUCAGGUUAACAUGUAGAUAUGGAAGAUAUUUGCCCCCUUUUCAGUAUAUAUAUAUACAUUUUUUUCUUCUGUUUGAAGGCUGUAUUACUCAGAUAUGUUCCAUAUGCAAUCAGGUGAGAGUAAAAAAGAAUUGGCCAAAGAGUGGUAAAUCAUGGCAAAGUAUGCACUGUUUGUGUGUAACUUGUGGUUAAUUGCAUUUCCUGAAGCCAAUUACCAACCUGUAUCAACAUUUAUAUGCUGCAUGGCUUAAAAGUGGAACUGCACACAUGAGUUCACUUGUUACAUGUGCCAAAAAAGGAAAAAAAUCUUAUGUACUGUUGUGCUGCUCUGCUUACAUAUUAUCUUGUUCUUUGAUGGCUGCAAACCUAGGCAUUAGAGACAUUACAACUUUGGUGUUGACCUUCAGUGUUCAAAGACAUGUUGUCUCUCGUUUUGCGUUAGAGAUCAUUUAUAUUCUUGUUUCUCAUGUUACUGUAAUUUCACCCCUUGACAUGUCUGUCUUAGAUUCUUCUUAUGCUUCAAUUUUCAUGUUGCUCAUCACUUAGUGUGGAUGAAUGUUUAGCUUGAGGAGAAAAAAAAGCUGAAAUGUUGUAUCUAGAUAUUGUAAAAUAGAAGAUGUACAAUCUAUUUCCAAGUUUGCCUGGAAAGAAAUAUAUAUAUACUAUGUGACACAGGUUAAACAGUAGACCAAUAGCUUUAAAAAGAUAAUUUCUUGGAUGAUUUUUGGUCAGAAAUUGGUAUGAGCUUAAACUCAUUUUGAUCAUAUAUCAUUAAAAGUAAUGGAUUUGCCUUGCCAUCAGAGUUACUAGAGGCCACUUGUAUUAUAGUCACAAAUAAUGCUGCUACAAAUGUUUGCUUUGUUUCUUAUGUGAUGUAAUUAAUUUAAUGUUUCUAUAAAUUUUGUAACUUCAAAUUUGCAUUGCCAUAUGUUUGGAAUGCUAUAUAUUUUCUUCAUUUUGAAUAUUAUUAGCAUAUGUGUUUUGUCUCUGUUAUAUUUUAGCUUUUAGUUGGGGGAGACAUGAGUAUAGUACUACUUAAGAAUAAUUUGAACAUAGAGAGGGAAAUAAAAAAGGUCUUUUAGUCAGGAAUGAUAAGGAUAUUUUUUACAGGCUAGUAAUAUACAGGAAUACUUUUUUAUGGAAAUGUUUUAAAGUGAAUUCAUGUAUUUAUAUUCUUUGUGAAAGAAUGUAAUGUGUGUAAUGUAAGUUUAAAUCUUCAGUUAUUGUACAUUAAGUGAUUUAUUGCUAUGUUAGUAUGAAUUUAAAGAAAAUUAAUUUAAGACUCCAGCAGAUUUAUAAUGACAAAAGGUAAAAUUAUAUAUAUAUUGUUAUUCUAAGACCUACCCAAAGAAGCUGGUGAGAUGCUACUGUAGUGUGUUGAAUGUUUCCGUUAGUUUAUUUAUCAUUGCCUUUUUAUCUGCAUUAUAUUUCAUCUGUACAUUUCAUCUGUGGCAGUAUUCUUCAAAAUGCAGCUCAGUGUAUGAUCCAUGAAUGUCAGUGCUUUCUGCUAGAUUAAAAUAUCUAUUUCCUGUUCUGAAAUAUACAGAUUUUAUUGUAAUUAC
Messenger RNA from Penaeus indicus, 6844 nucleotides. RefSeq names its product tyrosine-protein phosphatase non-receptor type 11-like. Gene Ontology annotation, cellular component: cytoplasm. The transcript has 12 exons. The record is from RefSeq and is a predicted model, not a curated record. Gene Ontology annotation, molecular function: cell adhesion molecule binding; receptor tyrosine kinase binding; non-membrane spanning protein tyrosine phosphatase activity. Gene Ontology annotation, biological process: positive regulation of ERK1 and ERK2 cascade; protein dephosphorylation. The coding region runs from base 611 to 2755 and encodes 714 amino acids. Lineage: Eukaryota; Metazoa; Arthropoda; Malacostraca; Decapoda; Penaeidae.